CGGGGCCGCGUCAGUCGCCCGCCCCGCCGCCCCGCGCAGUCACCCCGCUCUGCAGCCACCGGCACCAGGAACUGCGCCGAGCGGAGCGCGACGGUCCCCGCCAUGUCUGCAGCCAUGAGGCAGAGGUUCGACCAGUUCCUUCACCAGAAGAACUGUAUGACUGACCUCCUGGCCAAGAUCGAGGCCAAGACCGGCGUGAACCGGAGCUUCAUCGCGCUCGGUGUCAUCGGCCUGCUGGCUUUGUACCUGGUGUUCGGUUAUGGAGCCUCUCUCCUCUGCAACCUGAUAGGAUUUGGUUACCCAGCCUACGUCUCAAUGAAAGCCAUAGAAAGCCCCAACAAAGAAGACGACACCCAGUGGCUGACCUACUGGGUAGUGUAUGGUGUGUUCAGCAUUGUCGAAUUCUUCUCUGACCUCUUCCUGUCCUGGUUCCCCUUCUACUACAUGUUGAAGUGUGGCUUCCUGCUGUGGUGCAUGGCUCCCAGCCCUGCCAACGGAGCAGACCUGCUCUACAAGCGCAUCAUCCGGCCCUUCUUCCUGAAGCACGAGUCCCAAGUAGACGAUGUGGUGAACGACCUGAAGGACAAAGCCAAAGAGACGGUAGAUGCCUUCGCCAAGGAAGCCAAGAAAGCCACCGUGAGUUUACUGGGCGAGGAGAAGAAGAGCACCUAGACCACUGAUGGCUGGAGCCUCUCUGGCCUCUCUGCACCUCCUAUAGGAGCUUGACACCGUAUUAGGGGCUGUGGUGUAUGAUCGUUUUAAUAAUGUUGCCUUGGAAACAUUUUUGAUAUAUUAAACAGAGGAAUGUGUUGUAAGGUUUUUUGCUUACUUUUACUGUUUAUAUACUUAGGGAGCAUUUACAUUUAAUGCAAUGGGCAGUGUCCAAGUUUUCAGAAAAUAUAUUAUGCCUCUGGGUUGGAAAAGACCUAUGUUACUAUCCUGUAGGAAAUAUAAACAAAAUUAUAUAUCCCACAGGCUUUGUACUUCAGUGGGCUCUCUCUGCAUGCGUUUUCUCUGUACUUACCCUGUACUUACUCUGUACUUACAUUUUAGGAUACUCUUUAAGAGUAAAUGUUUAAAUGUUUUUAAUAUAUCUGUGCAUACACACACGUAGGGAAAUGUUACUGUCUGUAGGCUGCAUAUUGCUUAUGGGGAGCACCAGCCAAAGGCUGAAGGUUCCAUUGUGUUGGUGUGAUCUGCUGAAUAGUACUUCAGAAAAUUAAUACAAAUGGGCAGUGUUUCAAAGGAACAGUUAAGUGAUAAAUGAGGCAGAAGGGAGGUUGGCCUGGUGGUUUCCUAACAUUGUAGCAGCUGAAUACCAGAACAGCUUUGUGAGGCAGUCAGCUAAAUGAUAAAUGGGGAAAUGUACACACACAUCACAGUUCCCAAUUCUGUAGAACUAGUAAUAUUGUCUUGUAGCUUUUUAAAAACUGGCUGAUAAGCUUUGUUGUGGAAACCAUCCCUGUAACAUGUUGGUUUAGUCUUGUUUCUUUUCUAGUCUUUUUAAAAACCUCUACUUUAAGGAACCUCUAGAGACUCACCCACCUCUCAUUACAUGUACGUUCUUGUUUCUAUCAUUAGCAACUACAUGCUCAUGGUGACACCAGGCUCUAAGAGCAAUUCUCAGAGAAGUAUGAUAUGCUGCACAGUCUAGUUGGUAGCGGGUAAGACAAACACCUUUACCUUCUUUCCCUGGACUUUAAGGUCAAUCGACAGAGGCUUCCCUAGUUUACAAGUCAGAAUCAUUUGUAGUCCAUCUACAUGCUUUCAUCUAUAUGAUUUGUUUUGAUGAUAAACUAUGAGGUAAUAUGCAGUUUAAGUACAAAAUAAAAAGUUAAAAUUAAUAUUACUAGCUUGAUUAGCCCAAUGGCCUAUAGGGACCUUGACAGUUUGUCCAUACUAGAGAAUCUAAGCUUUGCACUGACCAUACUGCUGGAGUCCUUCUUAGACUAAACUGACUAAAACAAAAGCAUUACAAAACUAAAAACCAGGCCUAUAAAAUAUUUUAAGGCAAGUAAAGAUGAUAGUUCCCUUUUAGAUAACAAUUAGGUAAAGUCAUAAUGAUGUGUCACAAUGUAAAACGAAAAUAUGUCAAAGGUAUCAAAAAUAAGGAACACUAUCACCCCAAUAUAACAAUAUGGAUCAGGGCCUUUUUUGCGGAGAGAGGAAUGUGAUGAUAAUAAAGCACCUUAUUAAGCUUAUGAUAAAACAUAAAAUCUUUCGGAAAGCAAACAGCUACUUGUUAUUGGAAGAAAGUUAAGCCUUAGGUUAAAAAGUUUCAGAAGUACCUCUGCUGCUGCUGCUGCUGCUGCUGCUGCGCCGCUUCAGUCGUGUCCGACCCUGUGCGACCCCACAGACGGCAGCCUACCAGGCUCCUCCGUCCAUGGGAUUUUCCAGGCAAGAGUACUGGAGUGGAGUGCCAUUGCCUCUAGGAGUAUUUAAAUCCCUUUCCCUAUAAAUCAAGUAUGCUUUCUUGGUGGUAAAACAAUGAAAAUUAGCGACUUCUAGCAUUCAGACUGUAUAAUCAGACUGUUAGUAUACAGAAUAUGUAACUUUUAGUGUACAAAAUAUCAGGCAAGAUGGUGAAGCAUGAAAGUUACUAUUGCUUAUAACUACUCACAGGCUAAUAUCAAUUUAGACAAAAAUUUCUGAAUGCAAUUUUUUUUUUUUCUUUAACUAUAGGUUUCUCUUGCAGUACAGUCUGUAAGAAAUUUUAGUUACUCUUUUUGGCAGUCAGCAUGUACAUAUUAAUGACAGGAGAAGCUAUGAGUUGAGCAAUUCUUGUCUCAGUUUAGAUUUCCAAAAAACCAUAUUGCUGUGGCUAGAGUAUUUGAAAAACUAAUUGAGCCUGUAUUCAGCUAUAAGACAAGUAUUUAUUUGUACAUGAAUGGUAUUUUGGGGAUAUGUGAAGACAAAGAAUUCCUACAAGACAGUUACUGCUACCCUGGGGAAUCUUCUACCCACAGCCUGAAGAAUAUGAGCAUAACCUUUAAGUAAGUUACCACCUAUCCUGAAGAUGUGCUAUAUUAAAUGGAAACAGAUGUAAAUAAAAUUUUGUUAUCUCAUUGA
Molecule: messenger RNA, 3069 nt
Organism: Capra hircus (goat)
Lineage: Eukaryota; Metazoa; Chordata; Mammalia; Artiodactyla; Bovidae
Gene: REEP5
Product: receptor accessory protein 5
Exons: 5
Coding region: 103-672 (189 amino acids)
Source: RefSeq, a predicted model, not a curated record